AUGUUGCGAUUCGUUGUACUGAGUAUUCUUAUUGCCGGAUGCUUCGGCUCCGAAGGUGAGCAGAAGGUCAACCCUCCAUUUCCGGAUUCCCGUAUCGUCGGAGGAGUCCUCGCUGACAUAACUCAGCAUCCCUAUCAACUGAGUCUGCAAACUACCGGACACAUUUGUGGUGCCUCGGUCAUCAGCGCCCAAUGGGCCAUCACUGCAGCUCAUUGCGUCGGAUUACCUGCAAAUCGAUACACACUGCGAGCUGGUAGCAGCAACAAAGAUUGGGGUACUCCUUAUGGCGUUAAGGAGAUCGUGGUACAUUCUAACUAUAGCUCAACUACUACCGACUAUGACGUCGCUCUUCUGAAGAUCAAUGGUACAUUCAAAUUCUCCAGAGUAAUACAGCCUGUGUCCAUGGCGGGAGUGGCUCCUAAAGCUGGUGUUUUGGUGAAUGUGACCGGCUGGGGUGCGGUCAGGGAAGGUGGACAAACAUCGUCUAGACUCAUGAGAAUAACGGUCCCCAUAGUAAAUACAACAACGUGCGAGAAGGCUUACAGGUUCUUGAACCCCAUAACUCCCCGUAUGCUGUGCGCUGGCUACACUGAAGGUGGAAAGGAUUCGUGUCAAGGUGACUCUGGAGGUCCUUUAGCAGCCAAUGGAGUCCUUUACGGUAUCGUGUCCUGGGGCUACGGAUGCGCCAAACCACAGUACCCAGGUGUUUACACGAACGUGGCUAAUGUACGAUUUUGGAUCAAGAGAGUGACCGGACUGUAACGAACUGAUGUCGACAAUGUCGUUGUGGAAAGAUUAUCGAAGUGUAACGCACGAUAGUGUGUAUCAGAGUACAAAU
Molecule: messenger RNA, 838 nt
Organism: Megachile rotundata (alfalfa leafcutting bee)
Lineage: Eukaryota; Metazoa; Arthropoda; Insecta; Hymenoptera; Megachilidae
Product: trypsin-7-like
Biological process (GO): proteolysis
Molecular function (GO): serine-type endopeptidase activity
Source: RefSeq, a predicted model, not a curated record